Molecule: messenger RNA, 9302 nt
Organism: Cottoperca gobio
Lineage: Eukaryota; Metazoa; Chordata; Actinopteri; Perciformes; Bovichtidae
Gene: bag5
Product: BCL2 associated athanogene 5
Exons: 3
Coding region: 2177-3646 (489 amino acids)
Biological process (GO): regulation of inclusion body assembly; negative regulation of protein ubiquitination; protein stabilization
Cellular component (GO): membrane; nucleus; cytoplasm
Molecular function (GO): adenyl-nucleotide exchange factor activity; protein-folding chaperone binding
Source: RefSeq, a predicted model, not a curated record
UCUAAAUACUUCUUCCACCACUGGAUUUUGAAUGCAUAUACGUUUAGCUUGUAAUUGAGUGUUUUUUUUAAUAUGGUACCUUUAUUACUAAACCAUCACAUCUGCAUUAUAAUUGUAAACAUGGCAACCACACCAGCAACAGUAUCAUAGCAACACAACACACAUGCUGCUGCACAACAGAAGCUGUGGAGGACAUAACACUUCCUGUAAGUCACAUAUAUUAUAUAUAUAUAUUAUAUAUUGUAUAUUCUACACGUUAUUAUGAUUUACUGUACAAACCUUUGGGGUUUUGUCCCGCUGGGUUGCCAGGUUGGCGCUACACUUCCGUAUAUUGAGUGCUGAUAAAGUGCGUGGAGAGUGGAGGGUGAAAGGACCGAACGUCCUCCACGUCAAACAGGCUGCUGUUGUUUUAGACGCCAUUUUUAUUAACCGAAACUAAACCGCCGUUUUAAGGAUACUUCGUAAACGUUACACUACAUAGUGUGCUAGUGUUAAUAUAAACCUACAGUUUACUUCAUGCGAGUUCAUGUCGAUGUCCUUCUGCAAGCACAACCUUCCGUUUGGUCACAUGACUCCCGCAAUAAAAAGGUGGGCUCGAAAAUCUCACAGGCGCUUGCCCGGGCGGGGUUUCUCCCAAACUAUGUGUAUUCUGUUAGGCAGUGGUAGAAGACGUAUUCAGAUCCUUUGCUAGUGAAAAUACACUGUUAUAAAUUAUACUCCUGUAUUCAAAAGCUUACUUAAUUAAAAGUAUAAUCAAGAAAAGGUACUUUAAGUAUACAAGUACUAACUAUGCAGCCAAAUGGGCUCUUUAGUUGUUUUAUUAUUAUUAUUAUUAUUAUAUAUUAUAAUAUUAUAAUAUUAUUAUUGAUGCAAUAACAUGUAAGUUGCAUUUUUAAAACAAUUUUCUUUGACUUUUUAUAGCCUACUGUUGGGCGGUUUAAAUUACUGCACAACAUCAUAUACUCAUUAUAUGUUCACAUAUAACUCAAUAAAUCUUCAUCAACAAAGUAACUAGUAACUAAAGUCAUCAAAUAAUAAGAAGUAGAAAGUAGCAUAACAUUGUACUUAAGUGCAGUACUUGAGUAAAUCUACUUAGUUAUUUAAUGUAAAAGACUUACUUUAUAUACUGCUGUGUAGCUUAAUCUAAUAUAUAUUAUUUGUUUAAUAUAUUGUAUUAAUGAUCUACAUUUUCAAAGUAAUUAAAGCCUUUCAAAUACAUGAAGUGGAGUAAAAAGUACAAUAUCUUCCUCUGAAAAGUAAGUAUUAUCAGAAAAAUGUACAUUAAUAUCAAAAGUCAACAAAUAACUCAAGUAAGUGGCACUAGUUUCCCCGCCCUUGCCACCACGUAGCCAAAGGCACGGCCACACUUCUAAAUGGAGCGCACUUAAUGUUGAACGACCAUAACUUACACUGCGUUAAAAAAUAGUUAAGUCGAUCAACAUCAAAAUAACGCUUUAAUGUAAUUGUGUCUACGUCCAUAUACAUUUAUUAAACUUUAACUAAACACUAAUUAACAUUUUUGAAUCGUCAAGUGAAACAAACGUCGGUGAAACGGUUUUAUGUUCCCCCAAAUGGAGCGAAGAGAAACUCCGCGUUAGUUCGUGAGCCGGAAAGUAACUACUAGAAGGUAGCUAGGUAGGCUAAUGUUUAGCUUUAAUCAGGGGAGGUGCGCACUUUCCGGCAACAUUUCAGAUGGCUGUUCGGUGGCUAUGCAGGUAAGGGUGAAAGUAUUACAGCGACAAAGCAGAGUUUUGUGUUUUAAAACCCCCAAAAGGCUGGAAGUAUUCGGCUAACGUAAAGGUGGGGCUGAGUCAGGUGAUCAUCGGUAGCACGGACAAUGGCAUUCACAGAGCGCUGUACGUGGAAAACGGGGGGCUUUAUUGGAUUUAAAAUAGCUUUUUAAAACAUCUAUACGCUUCUGUACGAUAUAUAUUUGUAAAGUAAGUUGUUUUAAAGCGAUAGUCGGUGGAGGAAGCCCCUCUGGUAGUCUGUGGGAGGGGCGACACACACCAGACCGACCGACCGACCGACCGCAGUCAGUCAGGCGUUAGGUGCUGAAGCUGGCCGGAGCAUCGCCGACAUCUCUCCCGCAUUUUGGGGGGGUUAACCUGGGGGGCCACCUUGCUCCACAACCCGCCCUGCUGUGGCUGAUGGAAAGAGAGAGCAAGAGAGAAAAAUGUGCGCGAAUAUGUUCGGAGUUUUGAAAAGCCUGUUUGGGAAGCCCUUUGAUGGUGGGAAGAGGAUGGACCAUGGCGGCCCACAGCAUCAGCAACAACAUCCGAUGGAGCAGCAGCAGCAGUCGUAUCAUCAGCAGCACCCUGCCAUGAUGCGGCUGUACGAGGUCCAGAAGGAGGUGCAGUGUCUGGGGCCUCAGGUCUGCACCUUCAGCGGCCUGCAGAACGACCGCGACUACAAGCGUCUGGAGCGCGAGCUGACGCGGCUGCUGCUGGACGUGGACCAGGUGGACACGGAGGGCAAACCGGAGCUGCAGGGGGCGCGAAAGAGAGCAGCACAGGAGGUGGAGGGCCUCCUGCGCUACCUGGAGGAGAACGGCACUCAUCCGUCCCGCGUGGCCAUCGAGGAUCUGAGCAACGAGGCGCGGCAGCUGGUGGACGACCGCGUGGUGGCACCGCAGCGGUCCGGCGGCGUGGCUGAAAUAAACGACGAGCUGGUGGACGCUCUGCAGGAGAUCAUCCUGAGGCUCACCCAAGUCAAGACCGAAGGGAGGGUGCCUCUACGCAAGGCACGCUACCGGGCGCUGACACGCCUGUGCGCCGUACAGGACGUGGUAGAAGGGCGCACGCAGCAGCAGACCCUCUCCCUGCCGCUGUCGGGGGAAACCCACGAGGCCGUGAACCGCAUCAACCUGGUGAUGGUGAAGGUUAGCGUGGCGCGCAGUCAGCUGGUGGCUCUGCUGAUGGGUCUGAGCGGGAGGGACAGCUGCGCCCACCUGUCACGGAUCCUGACGGAGAUGCAGGUGGAUCUGGACGCUCUGGAUGUUUCCGGCAACGCGGCGAUCAGAAAUUACAGGAAACAGGUCGUGGAGGAGAUAAACGGGCUGCUGAAACAUCUGGACCUGGAGGGGGAGGGAGACGAGACGCGCAGGUACGACUUGGGGCAGAACAACUCCAUCCGUGAGAUCGAGGCGGUGCGAGCUCACAUCUCCCACCUGCGAGAGGGCGUCCUGCGGCACUGCGUGAUGGGGGAUGUGAGCUUCAGGCCCAAAGCCGAGCUGCAGAGCCUCCUCACACACCUGGACCAGGUGGACACGGCCAAGAACCCGUGCAUCAGAGAGGCUCGCCGCCGCGCCGUGGUGGAGGUCCAAGCCAUCAUCACCUUCCUGGACCUCCGCGAGGCUCUUUCCCGCCGCCAGCCCGGCCCCAGCGAGCACCCGGCGCACCGGUCCGUGUGGCUGGUCCUGGGCAGCCUCUCGGACCUCCAGGCUCAGGCGCUGGGCUUCGACGGCAAGCGGGUCGAUAAGAGCUACAUUUUGCUGGAGGAGCUGCUGACCAAACAGCUGCUGGCGCUGGACGCCGUGGACCCGCAGGGCGACGAGACCACCAAGAUGGCGCGGAAGCAGGCGGUGAAGUUCGCCCAGAACAUUCUCAACUACCUGGACAUGAAGACGGACGAGUGGGAGUAUUGAUUCAUAUAAACGCUGGGAGCCAUGUGGCGAGGCGGAGACACCGGAUGGGACGUCGCUGCAGGAAUGAAAGGAGCUGAUAAAUGUGUGUAAAUUUAAAAAAAAAAAACUACAAACUUGUGCGUUAUCAUUCCACGGGCUGUAAAUAUUGACUCAAAUCCCCAGAAUGCACUGCAGCAGCGCUUUUCUUUCGUCUCUUUGUGGUAGUUGUGGCCGAUCCUGAUGAGAAGAACACAGAACUCCUUUUGUGAAACACACUUUGAAUUAUAAUUUUCUUUUGUGCUUUUGAAGAUUUUCUUUUUAAAUCUCCCGUGUGUGUGUGUGUGUGUGUGUGUGUGUGUGUGUGUGUGUGUGUGUGUGUGUGUGUGUGUGUGUGUGUGUGUGUGUGUGUGUGUGUGUGUGUGUGUGUGUGUGUGUGUGUGUGUGUGUGUGUGUGUGUUAAAGCCUGCUGCUAAAGCGCUAUAAUAAUGCCUGGUCGUAUCCUCCAGACUGCACUUGAUAUCGAUAAAGUGUGAUGGAUCGCUUCGCAGUGACUUCCCCGUCUGGCCUGAUUAAUCUGAGUUGCUAAUAGAGAAACCCAAUGCAUGUUAAAUACAGUGACCUACUUAGGGAGUCGUCCACGCGGCUACCAGCUCGCACCAGAUUGUACCUGUUGGUUCGGAGAGAUCAGAGAGAAUCAAAACAAUUCCUGGAGCGUUUCUUCUUUUUACUCUUUGCUGCAGUUUUGUAUUGAAAUCAAAUUUGGUCUAUUUGGCAAAGAGAAGAAAUGUCUUCUGCAGUGAAACAGAGGAUUGCAGCUGAGGUGUUUCCCACAAACAUCACGCUGGUAUCAACGCCUGCCGAUCUGUGUUCAAACAGUUUGCAUUAUUAACGUCGGGUCACGCUCCACUGCGUGUUUGUUUGUCCCCUCCGUGUCUCUGGGCUCGCUCCAAAUUCACACGACUGUAAAAUCCUGCAGCUGUCGUUGUCAAACGACGAUGCAGAUAAAGUUUGCAGGAAACUGAGAACUCUGUCAUCUUGUGAGGAUGUUUUCUAAAAGAUAAAAGUACCUCCUCCCCCCCCCCCCCCCCAUGCUUGUGUAGUCUGUAAUACGUUUCAAAUGUUUGUUGUGACUUUGUAUGAUCGCGCUCGGCUAUAAAUUGAUCAGGCUUUUCAAACAUCCAGAGAUAGAAAGAGGCGACUGCUUUUUGUUUCUACCCACUGCUUUCUACUGACUGGAGAAGUGCGACUGCGAGGUCCCCCGGGGAGAGGGAGGGAGGUGGAGACGGUGAUAUCCUCUGGAUUGACACAUCAAGGCUGAAGCUCGCAGGGCCAGCAGUCGGGUCCUGUGCGGUAGAGACGCUUGACGGUGAUUGCAGUCGACAGAGCCUUGUAGAAACCUCUCGAAGCUGCUGCUCGACGCGGUGGGAGGGGAGGACUGGAGGAGAAAGUCCAAAAUCUCUGUGCCUUUAUUUUCACCCGUCCCUGUGUACCGGUUUGUGUAUGAAAACGCAGCCUUGUGAUGAAUAAAGAAGCAAGCGGCUGCUCAUUUUGAUAUGUAUCUGAAGUGCUGAAUGUGUUUGUGGAGAGCACCUUGGCUUUUUAUCGCCACAAGAAAUUUGCACUAGUCAGAAAUUGAGGCUCUUUUGGAAUCAGUGUUUGUUCCCUGGUGAUGAAAGACUCGAGGUGACUCGAGGGAGGUGGGCUGGUCGCUCAUUUGUUUUUGUAACACAGGAUGACAACGCCUCUUUUGCAGCAGGCAAUAAAAUGAGUCACCGCGUGCUUUCACACGGCAAACCGCCGAGGGGCCGAUCUCCGACUCCCAAAUCAAUCUGGCAACAGGACACGAAAUACAAAAGGACAAAACAAAGUAAUUAACCGACUAUUUAACGUCACAGCUUCCUGCUGACCUUUGAAAAGAAAGGAAAAAGAAAAAUGGCGGUUGUUUUUAGAGACAUUUCUGCAGAAUUUGAAUUUCAAACCUCAAUCUUAUGGAUAAAUAUUAUAAAGAGAAACUUUAUCUAAAUAAAGACUCUUAGUAUUUCUUUAUCUUUAUGAUACUAAAGCAUUAUGUUGAGAGUUCAGGGUUUACUUACAUGCCACAUGUUCUGAUUAUAUUUAAACAUUUAGCAGCUGAAAGGAACUCUUUAACAUGUUUUAAUUGUAUUCAGUUACGUUGGCAGGUGUUAUGUUUAUAAAGUCAAGAAUGAACUUUGAAUCAAAAGGUCAGAUCGUCUUCAUUCACACCAAGCUGCUGAUGAAAACCAUGUUAUCUGAUAGAAAGCUCCAUAAAAAUGAGUACAACUACUGUCGUACAUCUCAGAGGCGAAUAUACUUCUCUUAUUAUGAUUUAAUAACUUUAGUUGCUGUGCAGAUUCCCAAUAAUACACAAUAUAAAGAACUUAAAGGUAAAACAUCUGAAUACUUCUUCCGUCAUUUCACUAAAUGGACCUCGAGGUGAAGUGUCAGAUUCUUUGGUCUUUAAUCCGUCGGUAGUGAGAGAGGUGUGUCCCUGUGCUCUCAGCUGUGUGGGAAUGGUUUUCCUCUGACUUGUUGCUCGCGGUAUGAAACGCAACAUGUCAAAUGUCUCGACAGUUCGCCUGCAACAAGUUGCUCAAUGUGAUUUAAAACGGCAACGCUGAAGCGAAGACUUGUUGCCUAGAAAGUCGUUCCGCAUCAACACUUUGUAUUUAAAGAAAGGAGACGGGAACCUCUCGGUGAACUCCCACAGACCCUCUUUAUGUGCAUUAAGCUGCAGUUGGAAGCAUCUUCUGGCACAAAGCCUGCAGCGCGGCCUCCUGGGUAAUGACGCUGACUCAUCCGGGGGAGAAUUAGAUUAAACAGAGUUCACGAAACCUCGUCCGUCUGCCCGGCUGCUGCUGCAACAGAUGCUUUCUCACAGCCAACCUUAUGCUCUCUCAGACCAAACCAACCCGGACACACCUUAAGUUCACGUGCUCGUCUCUGUAUGCAGUCAUUUAUAUAUAAUAUACAUAUAUAAAUGUAUUUAGUCAUUGCAUUUCUGUAAAUUGCUUCUAUUUUAAACAUUCAUUUGAAUAAUUUAUCAAAGGUUUUACACUGCAUAAAGGAAACGUUACUUUUUGUCUCAUAGUGUCUUGAAGCCUCUGUUUUUCAUUUAUUUUACUCAUCGUUAGUGGCGCCUCCGUGUGAGUGGGCGUUCUGGCAGCGAUGCAAGUUUAUACUCUGUGGUUCAUAAGUACAAACUUAAAAAGGAUGGCAGUGAGGGAAAGCUCCGCUGCAGGAAGCAAGUUCCCAAACACAACAACUUCUCUUGUGAAGAGCUGUAUGUAUAAACGGACUGUAGACUUACAACAAAUUCACUUCUAAAUGAUCACGAAUUGGAUUUGAUGAAAGUAUUAUGAUGCAUUUCGGUGGUCGUAUGCACACGUGGAAGGAUUUUAUCGGUCUGAAAGAAGGUUAAUGCAAGACAUCCUUACAUUUAAUGUGUUUGUUAUUGUCAAGAAAUCCCAAAACCAACAAACUAAAUUCAAAUCUUUAACUAACAGGUCAAACACACAGUUUCAUAUUUAGGUCACCAGCUUUUAAACGGGAGGAACUGGUGCAUUUCUUAGGGACUACUUUCAGCGGCGGAUUAAUCCAGCAUGUGUUUGUGGUAGUUACACCACAGUGUGUGUUCAUCGUAAUGAAAGAACUCAUUUACCACAUUUACAUUAAUAUUCCACUGUUAGCAGAAGAUGACAAUAUUCUGUUGUAAGUUAGUUCUUAUACCGAAUAUAAUAUUUAUUGAUUAAGACGUGCCGGGAGGUCGAGUUCCCUCAAACUAAACAAUAUGCUGCUUUACAGACGUCUCUUUCCAAAUGGAAGUCACGUGACAGAGCCAGGAACAGGAAGUUGUAAUCCCACGUGAGUUCGCUCUGUUCUCGUGCAUAGUUGUAAUAAAAAAUAAAAAAAGCUUGAUCCCAGUUUUGCAAAAAGGGAAAAGGAAACAUUUAAAUCAUUUAAAGGGCGUCGCUGCAGGACGCACGUCAUGGGGGGGAAGAAUGUAUUGUCUUUCAGAAUAUGUGCAAAACUGGAAUACUUUGUGCACGUUAACGUGUCAUUGAUGUGUUUAACAGCUGAGCUCUGACAGGAAGAAGAUCCUUCACUAAAUACAUGUUAGUACAUGCUCACGGGUGGUUUUGGGAUUUGUUGACAAGAACAAAAAUGUAGAAUAUUACGAAACUUAACCUUCAAAAUAUGAUAUUUAGUGAGUAGAUCAUUCUAAAACUGCUCGUGUGGAAACUUUAAACAGUGAGAUCAGUGAUUAGUUAGUGAGUUUGGAUUUGACACAUUUAAAAUUAUCCUAAAAUUAAAAUAACUUUGUUUUCACACACACACACACACACACACACACACGUGUCUACCAGCCCUUUACAGGACGAUACAUUCACACCAAAUGGAGCGAGUGACGACUGGAACGUUUUGUCUUCUGUAUUUCAUCGUACCAAAAAGUUCAGAAACCUUAAAGUCCCCGGGAGAAUGCGAGGACGAUGGUGUGGGGACGUGCGGACACGAUCGGUGUUUAAAGAUCAGCUCAACACACGUUCGAGACACGUUCCUCGCUGCUGCUUGGUUUGAGCUUGUUGUCAGGUGGCAGUUUAAAGAUCAGUUGAUUUUGAGCUUGACAACAAAGCGUUAGUUUGCACCGUCUGUACUUCAGUGGUGGAAAGUAACUGAGUAGAUUUACUCAACACAAGUGCACAUCUCACAUCCUCUGUUCUGUCGUCUGAGCGUGUGGCGAUCAGCGCCGCUCUGUUCACUGUUUCACAGCUUCUGCAUUGAAGCUCGUUUGCAUAGAAAGGCGUCAAUUUUGCACCACGUUUGCAUUUUCCUGCAUUAAAAUACAUGCAAGCAGCACAGAGACGUCGUCAUGUUCACUUUGAGAGUUUGAAUGCAGGACUUCUACUCUGUGAUUUUGCUUCUUUUACUAAAGUAAAGGAUUUGAAUACUUCUUCCACAACUGCUUUACUAAUGCAACAAAUACUAUUAUAUUUUCUUAUCUUAUACCUCUUCUUCUUCUUCUUUUUAUUUUUUGGGGUUUCAGGUUUUCUCAUACAUUUAAAAACAAAUCUUAAAAUCAGUUUCGGCUAGCUGUUUGCAGUCUUUAUGCUAAGCUAAUGUAGCCGGCUGCUAACCGUAGCGUCAUAUCUAGCGUAGACGUGAAAGCGACAUCUCGUAUAACUGUUAUAGCAACUGAUCCGCUUCGUCGGGACUUACAUGUAGCUGGUGCAACAUCUCGCUCGAAGGUCGAUUGUUUAAAUGUGGCGAUGUAUGAAAAAGCAUGAAGGAUGUUGGAAAGCGAAGACGAUGGAAGCCGCCAGGAGGUGGAAGACAUUCUCCUUAUUGAGUUUUAUUUAUGCACAUUUAUGUUUCAUGUUCCUCGGUCACUGCUUUGCCUUUCUUUCUGCACAUGACAGGAAUGUGUUCUGUGGUUUUGCAUUUUGUUUCUUAUCAAAAAUGUGUUUUCUGAAGUCGCCUUUAACUGCAUUGAUUGUGACGGGCUUUCGCUGUUUCUCCCUUUCGAGACGCGCUUGUACAAAAGAAGCACACUGAGACUGGACAAAGAGAAGUCGUGUGAAUGCUCCAUGGAUGGUUGUGUUUUGAAUUUGUAUUCCCACUGCAAAAUAAAGACUGCGUGUCUUGAUCAGUGUUAUGUUAA